Molecule: messenger RNA, 1098 nt
Organism: Tinamus guttatus (white-throated tinamou)
Lineage: Eukaryota; Metazoa; Chordata; Aves; Tinamiformes; Tinamidae
Gene: HOXC10
Product: homeobox C10
Biological process (GO): regulation of transcription by RNA polymerase II
Cellular component (GO): nucleus
Molecular function (GO): DNA-binding transcription factor activity, RNA polymerase II-specific; RNA polymerase II cis-regulatory region sequence-specific DNA binding
Source: RefSeq, a predicted model, not a curated record
UGGAGUAGUCCUCCUUAAAAACCCUCUCUGAAAAUGUCAUGUCCCAACAAUGUGACUUCUAACUCGUUUUUGAUGGACUCGUUGGCCGGUACCUGUAGAGGGGAGAAUUAUUCCUCCAGCCAAGGGAUGUACAUGCAGCCUGGGAGCGAUUUCAGCUGCGGAGUCAUGAGGAACUGUGGAAUUAUCCCGUCUCUUUCCAAAAGGGACGAGGUGAAUAGCGCUACCUUGUCUCUCAGCACCUAUCCAUCUUACCUUUCGCAGCUAGACACUUGGUGUGACCCCAAAAAUACGUACAGGAUCGAGCAACCUGUUGCAAGACAGCUCCCAUCCUGCUCCUUCCCCACCAAUGUCAAGGAGGAGAAUGUUUGCUGUAUGUAUAACGCUGACAAAAGGGCGAAAAAUGCCACAGAGGCAACCCUCUACCCCAACCAAAUGCCUGAGCCUUGCCUAAAUGACCAUGAAGUCCCCGUUCCCAGCUACUACCGAGCGAGCCAAGGUUACCCCUCCAUGGAGAAGACGCCCAACUGCAGCAACCCAAAUGAGUUUGAGGCAAGUUUUGAAGCCAGGGCGAGCCUGAACCCACGGAGCGAGCAUCUGGAAGCGGCAGCACCGCCACCUCCUCCACCUCCGCCGCCGCCCCCGGUGGCCAAAGUGAGUUUCCCCGAAAACACCCAACCCGAGCACGCUCCGCACCCCGCCACCAACGAAAUCAAAACGGAAAAAAGCGCCCCGGCGCCCAAGCCCGCUCCGUCGGAUGCCGAGAAGGAGCUGCCUAAAACCACCGACACCAGCACUGACAACUCCGACAACGAGGCGAAAGAGGAUAUAAAGGCAGAAAACACUACAGGAAAUUGGCUGACAGCAAAGAGCGGAAGAAAGAAAAGGUGUCCUUACACCAAGCACCAGACGCUGGAGCUGGAGAAGGAAUUCUUGUUCAAUAUGUACUUGACCCGUGAGCGCCGCCUGGAGAUUAGUAAGAGCAUUAACCUGACAGACAGACAAGUCAAAAUCUGGUUUCAAAACCGCAGGAUGAAACUCAAGAAAAUGAACAGAGAGAACCGCAUCCGCGAACUGACUUCCAAUUUUAAUUUCACCUGA